UUUGUUGACGAACUGUUUCGAUUUUUUAAAGUAUUUUUGAUUAAAUAGAAUUAAUUAGAAUACUCGUGCUACGAAAUCUCGUAUAUUGCUACUACGAACUAAAAAUGAUAUAUAAUUGAAUACAUAAUUUACAUUUAGUACAAUAAAGCAGCCAAUGUUUUUAAUUCAAGAUGUAUUUUCCUAUCGGAUGGCCCAAAGUUCUGAAGAAUCUAGGUGCAGAUAAUCAAAUUAUCAAACAGAUCGUUUCUAAUAGAGACAAAAUAUUAUUUGCAUCACUUAGUGAUGACUGUCUCAUGGUGUGGUUUUGCAAGCCCACUGUUCCUAUAGUGUACCACAAACGGAGUGCUGAAUCUCUCCAGAGGCUUGGUGUGAAUGUCGGAGUAGAAUGGAAACCAGAUUCUUCAAUGAUAUGUAUUUCUACUUCAGAAGGACACCUAAUUCUGUAUAAUGUGGAGGGGUUAACGGAGCAAACUGCAUAUCAGCAAUAUGACCCGCCCACGGCUAGUUUGCGUCGGGAUUCCGCCGAGCUCUUUGUUAAAGAAGUUAUACCAUCGCUUAAAAUUAAAUUGUUCAAAGAAGUUCUAGUGUGGGACGGUCAAAUCACGCGCAUGUGCUGUAUAUCCGGCACGGAACUGUUGGUAUGCACGACGCGUGCGCAUCUACUGCGGUACCGUUGGGACGGCGUGCAGAAUCGGGACUACUGUCUUGACCUGGGACGUAUACCCUUCUCAAUCAACCAGCAGGUGUCUAAAGCGGAACCAAUCCUCGAAGAUAACACACAUGUAAACGACAUAGAAUACUCCCCACUGGUAUGCGGUUUUGGCAUAACGCUCAACGACGGGCGCGCGGCGUAUCUCACCGCGCCGAAUCUCAAGUUUGAUCCCAAUGCAGUCCAAGGCAUAUGGGCGCAAGGAAUUGAUGACGCGACGUGUGCUCGAGUUAACCACAAAUUCAGGCUAAUUGCUAUUGGUAGAAAAAAUUCCCAAGUUGACGUGUUUACGAUAGAUGAAGCGACCGGCGGCUUGGAACUAUCACACACAAUGCUGCUAAGUUCAAAAGAUUUCCCCGGGGAUCCGGGGCCCGUGAAGUGUGUAAGAUGGACAGCUGACGGGCGCGCAGUAGCGGUGAGCUGGGAAAGAGGAGGCGUAUCAGUUUGGAGCACAUUCGGAGCGCUACUCAUGUGUUCUCUGGCCUGGGACCACGGCCUCAGUCAGGACCGGGGCCGCCACAAUCCGCUCGUCGUGUCUAGCCUGGAAUGGGCCACAGAAGGCUAUCAGCUCUGGAUGGUGAAGGUAGAAGGAGACUCAAGUUCAAACAUUUUGCAAUUAGACUUCGUCAAAAGUCCUCUUAGUGUAAAUCCCUGUAUGAGCAAUCAAAGGCAUCUAUACCUGCAAGCUGACGACAAAUUAUACGUUAAUUUAGAAGACAAUCUGACAAGGAAGACGAAACUGUCCAUCAUAGACUCCUCAUCAGACACGUACCAAGCCGAGAACGGAAUCCAGGACAACAUGGAAUUUGACAAUAGCACAAAGUACAGGGAGUUUGUGGAUGAUAAUGAGUGCAGGAAACAGUGGAUUGUGCUCCCUUUGCCUGCCACUUAUAUUGCUACGAAUUGGCCGUUGAGGUAUAGCGCAAUAGAUGAAGCUGGCAGCAACGUAUGCGUAGCGGGGCGCACCGGUCUAGCGCACUAUAGCUGUGCGGCGCGGCGCUGGAAACUGUUCGGGAAUGAAGCCCAGGAGAAGGACUUCGUCGUCACCGGCGGCAUGCUCUGGUACCGCGCCUAUUGCGUCGUGGGUUGCUACAGCAUAUUAGACGGGCAUGACGAAAUCCGCUUCUACCCGCGCGACGCGAAGCUAGACAACAAAUUCGCGCGCAUCGUGCGCGUGCAAUCGCAAGUAUUCGUGCUGGAUAUACUGCACGACCAGCUCGUCGUAUUCGGGGCUGAUGCACUCGUCACUAUUUAUGAGCUGACUUGUCUGGAUAAUGCCGGCGGCAUCGACAUGCGCUGCGUGCAAGCGGUGGACAUCUCGGCGCUGUCGCACCCCGCGUGCGUGGUGUCGGCGUCGCUGUGCCGGCUGCAGGACUCGCCGCACUCGCGCCUGCAGCACCGCGCCUCGCAGCCCGCGCCGCCCGUGCCCACGCCCGACUCGCUGGACUCGCCGCACUCGCGCCUGCAGCACCGCGCCUCGCAGCCCGCGCCGCCCGUGCCCACGCCCGACUCGCUGGACUCGCCGCACUCGCGCCUGCAGCACCGCGCCUCGCAGCCCGCGCCGCCCGUGCCCACGCCCGACUCGCUGGACUCGCCGCACUCGCGCCUGCAGCACCGCGCCUCGCAGCCCGCGCCGCCCGUGCCCACGCCCGACUCGCUGGUAAUAAACGCCAGCGGCAAACUCAUGAUGGUGCAGAGAGAAGAGUAUGACGUAGAUGAAGACAACAAUCCGGCAUACAGCUGCCUACCCGCAACAGUUUUAGCGUCAUGCGUUGAAAGCGUCUGGGCUAGCGGUGGGGCCUCCACCUCCCAAACGCAGCUGUCCCGAGCACUAUGGCUGUGGUGUGGCGCCCUAGGGGCUCGCGUGUGGCUUCCGCUGCUGCCUCGAGACGCCUCGCGGCACCCCGACUCGUCGCGACACACAUUCAUGGCCAAACGGAUCAUGCUGCCCUUCCAUCUAGAUAUCUACCCAUUGACAAUUCUCUUCGACGACGCGAUCCUGCUGGGCGCUGAGAACGAUACCACGUUAUACGCAUCUGACUCGAACUCAGUGUUCUCGUUACCGUUCUGUGUAGUUAAUAGAACAAGCCAAGUAUACCUUCACCAAAUCCUCCGUCAACUCCUUCGACGGAACCUGGGUUACCACGCGUGGGAGAUCGCUCGCUCUUGCGCCGCGCUGCCAUACUUCCCUCACUCUUUGGAAUUGCUGCUGCAUGAAGUGUUGGAAGAGGAGGCCACGAGCAAGGAACCCAUACCAGACGCGCAGCUUCCGAGUGUCAUCGAGUUUGUGCAUGAGUUCCCCGUGUAUCUACAGACAGUGGUGCAGUGCGCUCGCAAAACAGAAAUAGCUCUCUGGGCCUACUUGUUCUCAGCGGCUGGUAAGCCCAAAGAGCUAUUCCAGGAGUGCCUUCAGAGGAAGAUGCUGGAUACAGCUGCCUCGUACCUCAUCAUUUUACAGAAUCUGGAAAGUUCGACCGUCAGCCGGCAGUUGGCCACGCAGCUUCUCGACACGGCCCUGCAGCAAGAGCGGUGGGAUCUCGCCAGAGACCUAGUGCGUUUUCUAAGGGCUAUAGAUCCGAAUGAUGUGGACUCGCCACGGAAUUCCGUCAAUGUCCAGGCAAAAUAUGGUCAGAUUGCGCAGUCGCAGACUGUCACUCCGAAUGCUGAGGAUCUCUCUGUCAUUCUUGGCAGCAUGCAGCUAUCGGGCGGACGCGGGCGCAGCUUCAGCACGACAGUGGCGCCACGCGAGCCGUCGCCGCCGGCGCCGGCGCAGCCAACGGCGCCGCCUGCGCCGGUGCCGCCGCCCGCGCGCGCCACCGCCGCCGUCAAGCGGAAAAAGUCCGUGCCCGCACGCUCCGACCGAGAAAGUUACAGCGGUACCGCAGAAGAGUUUUUCAUAGACAUGAUGAUCCAGAGACACGCUAGAGUGCUUCUCUCUUCUGCCCGACUACACGCCUUAGGCCGUUUGGCCGCGUCCUUAGAUUUACACUUAGUGGCGUGGUUAGCGGGAGAGAGAGAAAGGGCGGCGAGAGUGGAAAACGCCGUGCUGUGUAUAAAGAGGCUGCACGAAGACUUCGCGUGGCCCUACCCUGUGGUGCCUCAUGAUGCUGAUCCGUAUAUGCAGAGGAAAGGAAGCACUGUUACGAGUUCGUACAGUGCCUCAGCAGAGUCAGACAGCGUAUGUGGUGACAGUGGCUACGUCAGCCUUCAGUUGCGCGCCGCUCCUCCUCUAUCGCCCGGUCCUGUCAGUUCUGUCGGCGAGUGCAGCGUGGCGGAGGGAGGCGUGGCGUGGGACGGCGACGCGGGCGGCUCAGAGCGACGCUACGCGGCGCUCAUGGAGAAGCUGCACCACCACCAGGCCGAGCGAGGCUCGCACACUGCCCAUGUGCAGCUCAGUUACGUGGGCGAGUGCAGCGUGGCGGAAGGAGGCGUGGCGUGGGACGGCUACGCGGCGCUCAUGGAGAAGCUGCACCACCACCAGGCCGAGCGAGGCUCGCACACUGCCCAUGUGCAGCUCAGUUCUGUCGGGGAGUGCAGCGUGGCGGAAGGAGGCGUGGCGUGGGACGGCGACGCGGCGCUCAUGGAGAAGCUGCACCACCACCAGGCCGAGCGAGGCUCGCACACUGCCCAUGUGCAGCUCAGUUGCGUGGGCGAGUGCAGCGUGGCCGAAGGAGGCGUGGCGUGGGACGGCUACGCGGCGCUCAUGGAGAAGCUGCACCACCACCAGGCCGAGCGAGGCUCGCACACUGCCCAUGUGCAGCUCAGUUCUGUCGGGGAGUGCAGCGUGGCGGAAGGAGGCGUGGCGUGGGACGGCGACGCGGCGCUCAUGGAGAAGCUGCACCACCACCAGGCCGAGCGAGGCUCGCACACUGCCCAUGUGCAGCUCAGUUACGUGGGCGAGUGCAGCGUGGCGGAAGGAGGCGUGGCGUGGGACGGCUACGCGGCGCUCAUGGAGAAGCUGCACCACCACCAGGCCGAUUGCGAGGGCGAGUGCAGCGUGGCGGAAGGAGGCGUGGCGUGGGACGGCGACGCGGCGCUCAUGGAGAAGCUGCACCACCACCAGGCCGAGCGAGGCUCGCACACUGCCCAUGUGCAGCUCAGUUGCGUAGGCGAGUGCAGCGUGGCGGAAGGAGGCGUGGCGUGGGACGGCGAUGCGCGGCGCUCCUGGAGAAGCUGCACCACCACCAGGCCGAGCGAGGCUCGCACACUGCCCAUGUGCAGCUCAGGUAUGAAGACAGUUCUGUUGCCCAACUACCCUCAGUUGCGUAGGCGAGUGCAGCGUGGCGGAAGGAGGCGUGGCGUGGGACGGCGAUGCGCGGCGCUCCUGGAGAAGCUGCACCACCACCAGGCCGAGCGAGGCUCGCACACUGCCCAUGUGCAGCUCAGAUACUUCCUGCAGCUGAUGACGGAGGCGAGCUGCGUGGAGUGGGCGGCGCUGGUGGCGGUGGUGCUGCGCGACGCGCUGGCCGUGCUGCGCUGCUGCAACGCGGCGCGCGCGCACGACGUCGGCCUGCCCGCCGUGCGCCGCCUGCGCGACGCGCUGCGCGACCUCGUGGCCUGGACCGACGCCGAGUGGUGA
Molecule: messenger RNA, 5288 nt
Organism: Ostrinia nubilalis (European corn borer)
Lineage: Eukaryota; Metazoa; Arthropoda; Insecta; Lepidoptera; Crambidae
Gene: Rich
Product: guanine nucleotide exchange factor subunit Rich
Exons: 35
Coding region: 171-5288 (1705 amino acids)
Biological process (GO): retrograde transport, endosome to Golgi; intracellular protein transport
Cellular component (GO): Ric1-Rgp1 guanyl-nucleotide exchange factor complex; cytosol; Golgi membrane
Molecular function (GO): protein binding
Source: RefSeq, a predicted model, not a curated record